Lynx canadensis (Canada lynx) is the source of this 893-nucleotide messenger RNA. It is a transcript of the gene NUDT15, whose product is annotated as nudix hydrolase 15. Gene Ontology annotation, biological process: dGTP catabolic process. Lineage: Eukaryota; Metazoa; Chordata; Mammalia; Carnivora; Felidae. Bases 19 to 513 code for a protein of 164 amino acids. Gene Ontology annotation, molecular function: 8-oxo-7,8-dihydrodeoxyguanosine triphosphate pyrophosphatase activity. The transcript has 3 exons. The record is from RefSeq and is a predicted model, not a curated record. Gene Ontology annotation, cellular component: cytosol.
UGCCGGGUCUCGCGCGCUAUGACGGCCCGCGCGGAGCCGCAGCGUAGGCGGCCUGGAGUCGGGGUAGGAGUAGUGGUGACUAGCAGCAAGCAUCCUCGUUGCGUCCUCCUGGGGAAGAGGAAAGGGUCUGUAGGAGCCGGCAGUUAUCAACUCCCCGGGGGCCAUUUGGAAUUCGGUGAAACGUGGGAAGAAUGUGCUCAAAGGGAAACCUGGGAAGAAGCAGCUCUUCGCUUGAAAAAUGUUCGCUUUGCCUCAGUCGUGAAUGCCUUUGAUGAGAAAGAAAAUUACCAUUAUGUGACAAUACUAAUGAAAGGGGAAGUGGACAUGACUUAUGAUUCAGAACCAAAGAACACAGAGCCUGAAAAAAAUGAAAGUUGGGAAUGGGUUCCCUGGGAAGAAUUUCCUCCACUGGCCCAGCUUUUCUGCGCACUGCGGUGUUUAAAGGAACAAGGCUACAAUCCAUUUAAAGAAGAUUUAGAUCACCUGGUAGCAUACAAAGGUCAUCAUCUCUAGGGGAAGAAGAAGAUAACCUGAUAUACUUUGAAAAAACAAAAUAAGGUUCUGUGAGAGAAUGAAAAAUACCUACAUUUCAGAACAACUCCAUCUUACGUAAAAAUUUCUAUAUGCUUGCCAGUUGAUUUGCCGCCUUUUAAUAUACCCACCACCCUUUCAGCCAGUACUUAUGAAAAAUUUGCUGGCAUGAUGUCAUCAAUUGCAUUUCAGACUCAGAAAAUGUGAUGAAUGGUGAUAUUGUGGCAAUUCUGCUUUCUGUAUUAUUCUGUGAUAUUUACUGUGCAGUUUGUCAUUACCAGCCUGCCCGGCAUGGAGGGCUAUAGAAUCUGCCCUAGUGUUUCUGUUCAAAUAAAGAUCCUAAUUCAGAUGCUAACACAGUA